AUGUCACUUCUACCUAUUAACACAUUUCCCGGAAUGAUAUUCCUGGAAGCUCGUAUGUUAGCGCAAUCGUCAGCGGUCAUAUCACAAGUCGGCUUGAGUAUUGAAGCUCCGGAAUGCAGUGUUGCUCUAUUUUCGAGAACAAGUGGUGUUCUACUAGUUGCUGGUGUUGGCUCAUAUUGUGCUUACCGAAUAUGUACAAACUUUUUAGGCCGAAGAUUUGUAUGGAUGCUACUGGAAUCAUCCCGAACCGAUUCCAUACCAACAGCUGAUCGUCGUCUUCUCUACGAUUGCAAUAUACCAUAUGAUGGCAGCUUAAGGAUAGAAGAAAUUGAUGAUGAUAAUGAUGAUGAAGAAGAUGCAUGUAAUGAUCAAGGAGAUGCAGCUAGUGUGGAAGAAUUUCGAUCCAGAGUUUCAGAAAGUAAAUCUCUCAGUCAGAUAUCAAGAUCAUCAAGAGUUCGUGCAUCCACAAGAGCGAAAGGUCUUUUCUCAUUACGACAUGCUCAUAAACCAAGAGAAGGCGUUCUAAGCAGAAGAAGUACGACGACAAGUUCACAAAGUUCUGAACGAUCUGCAUCCCCGACGAAUUCUGAACGAUCAGCGUCUUUACAAAUAGUUUGGGAAGGCGGACAAGAUUGGGAAGAUGAAUUUGCCAAUGAGCCAAGUACCUCAACUGCUAUUCAACCAAUUAGGUAUCGGUUGGAACAAUCUAUUUCCAAUUCAGAAAAUCCAAUCCCAGCUGCAUCAGUUGGAGAUUUAUGCUCAAUUUUUGAUGAUGUAAUGUCGAUGACAUCAGGCUUAGACGUACCUGAUGAAGUCCUUUACGGAAAUGAUGAGAACUCGAUUGAGGAAGAAGAAGAAACUCAAUUAAGCCAUAUCAAAUGCCUUACAGAUAGUAAAUAUAUGUAUUCAAGUCUUGUUGCGGGUAGUGAGUUUGGAUCAGAAACGGGGUCUUCGAACAACAGUCCUUCCCGAGUAAAAUCUUUUAAGAGGAAAAAGCCUGAAAUCACUGGACUCUGGAACUUCUCGCCCGAUGAGCCUUGUACUUCAACGACCAAUAGUAAUCUAAUGACUGAUAGUGCUUUAUCCAGAAGUACUCAAUCAAAGAAAAGCUCUCACGGCUUGUCAAUGUUCGAUUCGGCAAUUGGAACAGACCUUAUGUCGAGUGAAGAAGGAUCUGUCGGUCAUCCAAGGCUAAAUCCUUUAAGAGAAGCAGACAACAUUUCAAUAGCCCAAACAGACGUGAGUAUGGAAUGGUAUGAAGAUGAAGGACUUCGAUGUAAUAAUCCAACAGAAUUCGAGACAAAAUUACAAAUUGAAGGAUUAGAUUGGGAAAUGGAUUCCAACACUCCCGUUCAUCGAGCUAAGGAUCGUGCCAUGUGCAUCUCAUCUGUUUAUCGUCCAAAGAGCUUUCGAGACUUAAUGGUGAUUGCCUGUCAACAGUUCCAGCCCUACUCACCUCAAUUCAAGAUUUUACAUGAGAUGUACCAUCGUCGGAGAUUUAGAAAACUUGGCCAGCUUGAUGGUGAAGUAACAGCUGAGAAGCAGAUUCAUCUGCUGUUACAUUCCCUCCUAUAUCAUCAAGUUCGUCUUCUACCCGGAAUCACAUGGCCACAACUUGAGCAGAAGUUCAAGAAAUGUUUGGAGGAAUUUGAUUUUCUUCACAAAUGCAAAGAGCGUUCAGUGAAAGAUCUUCAACGACAUCUGCACGCCAUUUGGGAUGUGAUUGAUUUGCAUGUGUUAUCUGAGAAUGAUGAUCACAUCAAAGGUCUUGAGCUUCUUCUUAUUUUGGAGGCGAAAGCUGUUUAUGACGAAAAGAUGAAAGGAACGAAACAUCCCUGGUUCACAUACGAUAAUCCAUCGGAAAUUAUGCAUUUAUUUGAAGAUAAUAAGCCGUUAGAUGAGGUAUCAUGGAAUCUUAUCUGUCGACUAUGCGAUGUGUCCAUUGAAAUGGUUGAUCUGUCAGCUUCGCCUCAAACAUCAAAAUACGGAAAUGGCUCAACGAUACUGCCGUGGAUUCGUCAGAGAUCUUCUGCACAACCACUGUUCUUCGUCCCAGAAGAUUGA
This is a messenger RNA of Auanema sp. JU1783, 2064 nucleotides long. The record is from the annotation of a GenBank genome assembly. NCBI's taxonomy places the organism in Eukaryota, Metazoa, Nematoda, Chromadorea, Rhabditida, Rhabditidae.